AUGCCUCCUUUCUGCCCCUUCGUGCUGGCCUACGCGGGAUACAUCCCCUACCCGCAGGAGGAGACGCCCCUGCGGAACAGCCCCAGCCCCCCCAACAGCACCGGCGGCACCAUUGACAGCGAUAGCUGGGACCCCCGGUUCAACGAUGUCCCUUCCUCCGUUUCCUUGUCCGCCAAGAACAGAAAGAGCUUCAGCCAGCUUAAGCGAACAAAAUCGUACAGCUCCCUGUUCCAGAGAGCCAAACCCGGCAGCUUCCUGCCGGAGCGCAAGCAGAUUGAUAAGAUCAGGAAGAAGAAGAAGCUGAAGAGAAGGGAGACAGAAGUGUCUGCAGAGGAAGAUUAUGAGGAGAAGCUGCUGGAGCUGGAGGCCGAGGACUCUUUUGUGGAGGCCGCGCUGAGUCCCUCGUCCGAGGGCGAUCCUCAGUCCGCUGCCGAGCACUGCUCCGCGUGGGACUCGGACACGCCGUCCAGCGCCUCCUACCCCGCCGUGGCGGCCGAGCAGACUGUGGAGAUACAGAGCGUGGGUAAAAGAACGGUCAUUCGGCAGGGCAAGCAGGUGGUCUUUCGGGACGAGGAUGGCACCGGUGACGACGAGGACAUUAUGGUGGAUUCGGAUGAUGAUUCGUGGGACCUCGUCACCUGCUUCUGCAUGAAACCCUUCGCCGGGCGGCCGAUGAUCGAGUGCAACGAGUGCCAUACCUGGAUCCACCUCUCCUGCGCCAAAAUCCGCAAGUCGAACGUCCCGGAGGUCUACAUAUGCCAGAAGUGUCGGGACUCCAAUGUAGCAUUGUACCUGCCCAUUUGUCCAUGUAUACCCAUCGUAGACAAGCUAAGGCUCCACAGCAGCGAGUGUGAGCGCCCGCUGACCGCGCCUGGCCCCUGCCUCGUCCUGGGGGCUCUGGGCAGUAGGCGAGCGGCUUCCACCGAGUCCUCUGAUUUGGUGGUGUUCAAGCACAAGCAGGACUUCUGCUCCAAGGACUGGUGCGUUUAA
Tinamus guttatus (white-throated tinamou) is the source of this 990-nucleotide messenger RNA. Lineage: Eukaryota; Metazoa; Chordata; Aves; Tinamiformes; Tinamidae. The record is from RefSeq and is a predicted model, not a curated record.